CCGGCCGGGUGGGCCUCCGGGAUGGGCGGCGAGGCGGCCCCAGCAGCCCCCAACCUCGGCGGGCUGGUGCUCGGGCACCCGAGUAGGGGGGCCGGGGGCCGGUGAACUGGGUGGGGCCCUUGCGGGGUGCUGGGAUCCCGCGGUUCCUUGGCACAGGGGUGGGGCCGGAGACGCCGUGAGUGUGCAGCGCGUGUGAGUGAGUGUGCGGAGGCGUGCGCCCCCGUGUGCGCGCGGCGUGCGCUCGCCGGGAGGUGCGGGCGCCUGGCGGCCCGGAGCGCCUCUCCCGCGCUGCAGCGGCGCGGAAGUCGGGGCGCGUUGGCGCGCACGCUCGCUCCGCCGCCGUGCCCGCUCCGCGGGGCGGCGGGCCGGGGCCCCGUCGGGAAGCAGCUGCUUCCCGGGUCUGCUGUGCCCCUCGCCGCGCGCGCCGGCUGCGGCUGCCCGGGCCAGAUAGCGCCUCGGGGCAGCCCUGGCGGCCUUAUCUCGCCGGCCCUCCUCACCCGCGCGGCGAUCCGGGGGCGAGGCCGCCGCGAGCCCGCAGCCCGCUGCUCGUGUACCGAUGCGGCGGGGGCAGCUGGCCGGCCGUGGCCGGGGGCGCGCGUGGGCACUGGGGCCAGGCGCUGGCCAGGAGCGAAAGCGGCAGAUGCCCUUGGGCAUCGCCGCCCUCGCCCCACCUGUCGCGGGUGGACUUCGGGGCGGGUGGGAAGCGGAGAAAAGGGGUUUCCAGGCGGGCGGCCGUCAGACCUUGAGCAGGCGGCCCCAUUGUGAAGCUGCCAAACUCUCUCUAGUGGUGGAAUCUGCAAAUCUCUGCCAGAAAGGAGAUGGGAACUCGAAGGGAAUGAUGGCCCCGUCCUUUUCCCCUUGCAAGUGUUCCACAUCCUUAGGGUCUCUCUGCCUCUCCACCCAGGCGACUUUGCACCCGGGGAGUAUCUGGAGUAGAGCAGAAAAAUUAUUAUGCCUCUGUUCUCUUGGGACUCAUUGGAAAUUGUACAGUGACGUCUUCUGGGAUCUAGUCUGGCGUGUGCAGACUGGUGCCUAAAAUGGAAGUAGAUGUUAAUGGAGAGUCCAGAAGUGCCCUGGCCACUCUGCCCUUGCCCGUGGCCGAGGCCGGCUCCCCGGGAAAGGCCGAGGCCGAGAAGCCCCGCUGCUCCAGCACGCCGUGCUCCCCGAUGCGCCGGACUGUGUCAGGCUACCAGAUCCUCCACAUGGACUCUAACUAUUUGGUUGGCUUCACGACUGGUGAGGAACUCCUGAAGUUAGCCCAGAAGUGCACAGGAGGUGAAGAGAGUAAGGGAGAAGCCAUGCCUUCCUUGCGCUCCAAACAGCUGGAUGCAGGACUUGCACGUUCCUCUCGUUUGUAUAAAGCCAGGAGUAGGUACUACCAGCCAUACGAGAUUCCAGCUGUCAAUGGCAGGAGGCGAAGGCGGAUGCCCAGCUCAGGAGACAAGUGCACUAAAUCUUUACCUUAUGAACCUUAUAAGGCCCUCCAUGGGCCCCUGCCUCUUUGUCUUCUUAAAGGUAAGAGGGCUCAUUCCAAAUCUCUGGACUACCUCAAUCUAGAUAAAAUGAGCAUCAAGGAGCCAGCUGACACAGAAGUGCUACAGUACCAGCUGCAACACCUAACCCUCAGAGGGGACCGUGUUUUUGCUAGGAAUAAUACAUGAAUGACGAGCAGAGAGUGUAAACCAGUUUAGGUCAGCCUCCACUUGGCUAGAAAAAUCCACCGUUGUACUCUGUACAGGACUCUUCACACUAUAGAUGGUUAUAUCAGCUAAGUGUUCCUGGAACAUAAAAAUUGUUGGCAUCAGAUUUUGAAUACAGGAAUGAAAUCACAGGUACUUGGAGGGAAAUCAUUCUAGAGCCCGCGACUGCAAAGAAAACAAUGUUGACCAAUAGUUUAUAGCUUUUUAGCUAGGAAAAAAAAGGCUUUGGUACAGUCAUAUCUUUAUGAUUCUGACGCUCAAAUUGGAAAUGUUAUCUGCUUGGUUGUUGCUGAUUUGGUAUGAUUCAUUAGAAAUUUAUAUCUUAAGUACUCAAGUACUUCUUUACUCUCUGUAUUUUACUAUAAAAUGUAUGUAAUGAUUUGUUUUAUGAACUUUAGAACUUGAACAUUGCUGAAUUGGACCACUUUUUAUUUUUAAAUAUUGAGUUUAAAUAUUUUAUAACUGGUUUUGCACUGAAAAAAUUAACAUUUCAGACUGACAAGAGAAUAAUCUUUCUUCACUUGCCUCAAUAUUAUUGAGCAAUGAAUUUUUUAUUUCCGCAUGGAAAGUUAUUGAUCUUGAUGGCUGUAAAAUAUUUCUUUAUAGCGUUAUUAAAGUGUGUCUUAAUAAAAUUAAAUUUGGGAUACAAAGUAUUUAUUUUACAAUGGGUGGGGGGAAGCUUUUCCAGAAAGUUUCCAAUAUGAAGUUUUCGUAAGUUGAAAAACUUUCCUUAGUGCUUAUUUUCUAAUUUAAAAUUCAUCUGGAACUUUAAAAUGGAAAGGAUUCUUUUAAUUGUGGACUAUAGGCGUAAUACUGUUUGCAUCUGAAUGUUCUGUAAGUGAAUGGAACUUUUAAUAGCGGACCUCCUGGUUUCUACUAUUGAAUGCUUAAACUAGGUAUGAAGUGAUACCAGUCAGCAUGGCAUUGGAUCAUUCCACUUUCAGUUCUGUGCAGCAUAAGCACUCAUUGAAAUUCCAGUUUCUAGGAUUAGUGUAGGAGCCUAAAGUGCUUCUACAGUUUUAAUGGGUUAAUCCUGGAUUACUUAACAAUUUAUGUCAAUUGCACUGGUUUAAUUUGUUGCUAAAGAAAUAAUGCCCUGGCUUUAGUAACAAAUACAGCUCAACUAUUCUUGAAUAUAUUUUGAGGGAAAAAAAUGUAUGUAACUUACCUUUUACCUUUUGUAAAAGUUUCUAUUUCUUUUCUUUUUUGACUCUUGAAGGUGCAAUUUAUUUCUGAAUUGGCAUUUCUGGAAGCAUAGAACUGCUUCUUUUAAAUUUUAGUUUGGGCGCUCUGAGUUUCUUAGGUGUUAGCAAUCCUGCUUAUAAAAUAAGAAGACCUUUUAAUUAAUGAGUGGGUCAUUCCUGAUACAGGUGUGACUUUUCUUUAGCCAGAAUGAAUGGCAAACACUAUUUAGAGCAGAAUAAGUAUUAGAAAACCCCAGGAACUCUUAAUCAACAUUUAUUACACUUUCACUGCGGCAAACCACGUGAAAGAGCCUUGAGGAAGCUGACAGGUAUCUUCCUGAGUUGAUCAGAUUUCUUGGUGGGCUGGAAAUUUUCAGCUGUUGUAUAUUUUAAAGUAAAUUGCACCUUUGUAACAUAUUGUAUUGACGAAUGAUCACUAAGAUUAACUAUAUCUCUACAGUCAUUAGUUUGACAAGAAAUAGAAUCCUGUCAGAUGCCAAAGAGUUGGGAUUUUUACGUUUAAUGAUUAAACACCGUUAUUUAUUGAUGAUUUACCCUGUGGAACUGUGUUAUUUCUAACUAUGAAAUAAAAGGGUGAUGUAAACACACAUUGUUGUGUGGUGCUUUAAACGAGGUCCACCUUCAACCUGGUUACUAUUCAAGAAUUCCAUCGAAGCACUUAUUUUUAGGCCCCAUUUUUGUAAAAAAAAAAAAAACAACAACAAAACUUUCUUUUAGUGUUCAAGGUAAAGGAUGUGUUCAUGGCGGUGAUGUGUCCUUGGUCUGUUAGGAAACACAACUGUGUGCCUGUGAGACCUGUCCCUGCCCGUGUGCCUCAGUGAUUUCUUGAGCUCAAUAAAAAUA
Molecule: messenger RNA, 3748 nt
Organism: Equus quagga
Lineage: Eukaryota; Metazoa; Chordata; Mammalia; Perissodactyla; Equidae
Gene: MACIR
Product: macrophage immunometabolism regulator
Exons: 3
Coding region: 1038-1661 (207 amino acids)
Biological process (GO): negative regulation of cytokine production involved in inflammatory response; negative regulation of fibroblast migration
Source: RefSeq, a predicted model, not a curated record